UGCCAAGCAAUCCAAGCAAUAAUGGUUAUAAUUAUAGCAAUUUUAGGAGAAUUUAAACAGGAUUGAUAAACAUGAAACUUCUGUUAGCAAUGGAAUCUGCAAGCCGCCGCUUGCGGAACUUACAAGGAAUAUUAUCUAGAUCUUCUGAAGAUACAUACCAUAUUCUUCAUAUACGCCUGGUGUCUGAAAAUGCAGGAGGGAAAAAAGUGACAAUAGGAGAUGUUAGCAAAAUCAUUCAAGAGGCCAAACAUCCAGAACUUGUGCCGAGAAAAUACUUAAAAGCUCAUCCUUCUCAGUCCACACUUAGACACUUACGAUGGAUCAUGCAGAAGGAUGCACUUGGACAGGAUGUGUUUUUGAUUGGUCCACCUGGCCCUUUGAGGAGGCAGAUAGCAAUGAUGUAUCUUCAACUGACCAAACGAGAACUGGAGUAUGUGGCCUUAUCUCGAGAUACGACAGAGUCUGACUUGAAACAAAGGCGAGAAAUUGAAAGUGGAACAGCGUCUUAUAUAGAUCAGUGUGCUGUUAGAGCUGCAUUAGAAGGUAGAAUACUUGUACUUGAGGGCAUCGAGAAGGUGGAAAGAAAUGUACUUCCCGUCUUGAACAACCUUCUUGAGAACCGAGAAAUGCAGUUGGAUGAUGGGAGAUUUUUGAUGGCUGCAGAUAGAUAUGACAAACUUCUGGCUGAUCACACGCAAGAAGAGCUGGAUGCCCUGCGGCUUGUAAGAGUCAGUAAAGAUUUUAGAGUAAUAGCUCUUGGACUUCCUGUACCUAGAUAUCAAGGAAACCCCCUGGAUCCACCUCUGCGUUCCAGGUUUCAGGCCCGUGAUGUUCAUGCAACUCCUUUCAAAGAGCUUUUGGAAGAGCUGAUUUCUCAAGCUCCAAAUAUUUCUUCUGAUAGACUGUCUCAUAUUUUGUCAUUUGCCAUCACACUGUUGCAAAGGGAGAGUUCAUCGCUUGGUUUACCAGACUUACCAGUGGAGCAUUUGCCUCACAUUGCUAGAAUAAUGAAUUCAAUCCCAAGUUGUUCAGAUGCUGAGUUAUUACACAGACUUUAUCCAUUUACUGUGAUGCUGGGGAAGGAAGGGAAAGAAGCGGUGGAGGAAACAUUAAAAAAAUUUGACAUUGCGCCUUUGAACUCUGACUCUUUGACCUCUGUGGCUGAGUGGAGCAGACAUGAGAAUCAAGCCACAGUGAGACUCAAGCAUUGCAAGUCCUUGUACACUCUCCAGGUCCCUUCAGGAACUCUUGCUGCUGAGGAAACCAAGAAUACCACUUCCUUUGUCAACACAAAGUACCACAACUCUAUAUUGUCUGAAAUGAUUCAAUCUCACUCAGUAAAAGAUUUCUGUGUUAUAGGACCAAGGGGAUGUGGUAAAAAUGUUGUGGUCAACCAGUUUGCCAAAAUGUUGGGCUAUCAUGUGGAGCCUAUCAUGCUGUAUCAGGAUAUGACAUCACGAGACCUUCUCCAGCAGAGGGCCACCUUACCCAAUGGAGACACAGUGUGGAGACCCACGCCUCUUGUCACUGCAGCUCUUGAAGGGAGUUUGGCUGUACUGGAUGGUGUCCACAGGGUCAAUGCUGGAUCCUUCUCUGUGCUGCAUAGGUUAGUUCAUGAGAGAGAGUUGCAGUUAUUUGAUGGAACCAGGCUUGUAAGUCAGGAGAAGUAUGAUGAGAUCAAGACUGAGACUGGCUUCACUGACAAGGACAUGGAGAACAGAAAUAUUUUCCCUAUCCAUCCGUCCUUCCGUAUCAUUGCUCUGUCAGAGCCUCCAGUAGUUGGCAGCACAAAACAGCAGUGGCUGAGUCCUGAGAUGUUGACAACAUUCCUGUAUCACAGCAUGCGGCCUCUGUCCAGAACUGAAGAAAUGGAUGUCAUUGCUAGACUGGUUCCUAAUGUCCCUGACCUCAAUAAACUUUUUGACUUUGUACAUAAACUAAGGGCAUCAUCAGAUGGAACGCUUCAAUCCUUAGCUUCCAGUUUCUCUACACGUCAGUUAUUGCGGGUAGCUCGCAGGUUGGCUCAAUUCUCAAGUGAGGAUCUCUAUAGUGUCAUACACAAAGCUUGCUUGGCCAGGUUUCUGCCGCGGCUUGCCCAGUCAGCAUUGAACCAAACUUUGGAGGAGUGUCAAGUGCUCCCUACAGAUAAAGAUCAUCAUCUGGAUGACUACCAGCAUUCUAUUUCAUGUGAAGUGAAAGAUGGUAUCGUGAGACUUGGCAAGACCAGCGUUGCGGUUUAUAACCCACAGAAUAGAACCAAGGUCCCAGACAUACUGUUCUAUGAGAACCCACAACAUCUGGCUGUGAUGGAGGACAUGUUAAAAGAUUUCACUCUCGGGGAACACUUACUUCUGGUGGGGAAUCAAGGUGUCGGCAAGAAUAAGAUUGUUGACAGGUUUCUGCAGCUGUUAAACAGGCCCAGAGAAUAUGUUCAGCUUCAUAGAGAUACCACUGUACAGACAUUGACAUUGCAGCCAACAGUCCGAGAGGGCAUCAUAACUUAUGAGGACUCACCACUAGUUGUAGCUGUAAAACUGGGUCAUGUCCUGGUGGUGGAUGAAGCUGACAAAGCACCCACAAACGUCACGUGUGUUCUGAAGACUUUAGUGGAGUCCGGAGAGAUGCAUUUAGCAGACGGACGCAGGAUAGUGGCUGCUGGCUCAGGAAUCACUCCCAAACAAAAUAUAAUUGUGGCCCAUCCAGACUUCCGAAUGAUUAUACUGGCCAAUCGCCCAGGUUUUCCUUUCUUAGGCAAUGAUUUCUUUGGUGCCAUGGGGGAUAUCUUCAGCUGUCAUGCUAUUGACAACCCAGACAUGGAAUCAGAAAUGGCCAUGCUUCGCCAAUAUGGACCAGAUGUGUCAGACACAACAUUGAAACGACUAGUGUCUGCCUUUGCUGAUCUGAGAGAGAUGGCUGACCAGGGAUUGAUUAACUACCCGUACUCUACUCGUGAGGUGGUCAAUAUGGUGAGACAUUUACAGCAAUUUCCCAACGAAGGUUUGACCACAGUGGUAAGAAAUGUGUUUGAUUUUGACUCCUACAACAAAGAGCUCCAGGAAACUAUUGUUGAGACAAUGCAGAAGCAUGGAAUCCCUGUUGGUGCGUCGCAAGCCUCCAUUAGUUUGGCUAAAGAAAUCCCAUUACCUAAGUUUGAACUCCUGGGUCAGUGGGAAGUGACCAAUCCUAGUGGACUGAGACAAAAAACUCACUUGAUGAGUCUGCCAGUUACUAGCAGUAAGAUCAAUGUAAAAGGACCUUUUGAAAUCUUCAUUCAAAGUAAAAAUGUUGACAGAACUGAGUCCAGGAGUGUCAAGUUCUCAGAGGAGGAGUCUCACUCUGUGAUCCCAUUGGAGGAGGCAAACAUUGUUUGUGAUGUAGCAGUAAGUCAAGCUGCCAACAGAAGUCCUGGUAAAAACAAACAUGAUGUCAUCUAUGUGGCUACAUGUCACCCCCCUGGUUUGUACACAUUGACAUCAACAUCCCACACUGCAAACUUUAUUGACAUGUAUGACAUCUUCCCGUCAACGAUGGGAUCUUACAGGCCAACUGUCAGAGUUCAACCUCUUGGAUCACCUUUGGAUGAUACCGUGCUUGUCCAUGAACAAAUGACCAAUGUUCUAUUGAGUGUCAAUGUGGAGAGUGGCCAGGUGCACCGUCUUCUGUGUGAUGGCUUGCCAGAAGUACCAGUCAAUAAAAGGAGGUUCCCAAGUAUAGCUGGCAAAGUGGAUUUUUCAUUCAAUAUGUGUUACAAUGAAGAGCUCGAUGCAAGGGGGACAACUGUCUUUUAUAAACAGAAUGGUCAAGACAUGAUAGUUUUAAAUGUUCUAGAAGGAUUCUCACAUUCUUUGUCCCUGCCUCUCAAUAUAGGAGCAUGCCAUUACAUAGGGGAUCAACAAUGGAUCCUGCAGGAGUCUGACCCUACCAGGAAGCACAUACUGGAGAGAAAGUCGGAAGAUGAAUUUAUUCUGAAACCUGUCAAAGUGGAUUUAGUUCCCAGGCAGUUGAUCUAUUCUGCUACAAACAAUCUCAAGGAUUCAAUGCUGAGUAAGGUCUUGAAUGAGAAUAUUGAGAGCCCUAACAGAGUGGCUGUAUUCAAUGAUACAUUCGCCUCAGUGCUGUUAGGAUUUCCAGACAUGAGUCAAGUAGAUGUACACGCUGCACAACGAACACCUUUGCCAGAGACAUCCCCCAAGAGUCAGCCAGAUCCAAUAUUUGGUCUAAAAUCAAAGCCAUCGGCACUUAAUAAGGAUAAAUCAGUGGCUUAUCUGAAAGAAUCUGGACAGGUUAUACGAGCAUUACCAACCUGGCAAAUUCCAGCUGAGGUCAAACCUGAAGGUCUGAAUGAUUCAACAUUGAGUGGCUAUUUGGAAGUAGCAGACUUAGCCAAUCAUAAACUUAGAUAUAUUCCAGUACCAGGACCCAAACACAUCUCACCCUAUGCAUCCUGGUUGUUUAACAAUGCUGACUGUAAUGUGUAUAUAGCUGGUACCUCUAAUGAUGGACUAGUUUCAGUGGAUAUUGGAGGUUGUGUUCGCCACUGGGAAACUGUACCAUCCCGAAUUGACACCUCACUCCAAGAGUGGAGAAAUAUGUUGGGUUUUGAAGAUGGCAGACCUCUACAGUUAAACACUGAACGUGAGAGUGGGCGAGACCAUGAAGACAUUGACACUAAGCAUGGCAAAGUUGACCCACUUAACCAGCCGCACGUCGGUGGAAACACAUGGGCCGGAGGAGUGGGUGGCAGCGGUACAGCAGGGCUUGGAGGUUUUGGUGGACCAUAUCGUCUGGACGCUGGACACACAGUCUUCCAAGUUCCACAGUGGGAGAAAGAUGCUGUCCCUGAGCAUAUCAAACAAGCUGCUAGAGAAAUGGCACAAAAAGCUUAUCAACAAAGACUUAAAGAAAUACAAAUGAGUCAGUUUGAUGGACAGCUGUAUGAACGUUAUUCGGCCAGUGUCAGAAGGCAAGUACAGAGUCUCAAGGUCAUUCUGGAGUCAUUACAGGCGAAAGGUAAAGAACGUCAGUGGAUCAAGCAUCAGUCACAUGGUGAAUUGGAUGAUGGGAAACUCAUUGAAGGGCUGACAGGAGAGAGCAGCAUAUAUAAAAGAAGGGGAGAGAAAGAGCCUGAGAUGGGGUCGCCACAGGAGCAUCCGAAACGUCUGCGUCUCCUAGUGGAUGUUUCAGGCAGCAUGUAUCGGUUUGAUGGGCAUGAUUCAAGACUGACCAGAGAGAUGGAAGCAGUGCUGAUGGUCAUGGAAGCGUUUGAAUCUUAUGAAGACAAGUUCAAGUAUGAUGUGUAUGGACAUUCUGGGGAGACCUACUUGGAAGAGUUUGUCAAAGUGGACAAGCCACCCAAGAACAACAAGGAGCGACUCAAUGUCCUGAAGCUGAUGCUGGCCCAUGCCCAGUUUUGUGUUAGCGGAGACCACACCCUGGAGGCUGCCAAACAUCACAUUGGCGCUAUCAGUCAAGAGGAAGCAGAUGAACACUUUGUCAUAAUGCUGAGUGAUGCCAACUUUGACCGCUACGGCAUUCGUCCGUCUCGAUUUGGAGAGAUUCUUACUUCCAAUGAGGAUGUAAAUGCUUUUGCAAUAUUUAUAGGAUCUCUUGGGGACCAGGCUAUCAGGUUAAACAAACAGCUGCCCAUGGGUCACUCCUAUGUUUGUCUGGACACUAAAAACCUUCCACAAAUCAUGCAACAGAUAUUUACAUCUACUCUGCUUUCUUCAUGAGACCUUGGUUAAUAAAAACCCAUCUUAGGAUUUUUUAAUAAUCUAGAAUAACUUUUAGUUUUUGUCACAUAGAACUGAUUCAAUACAUGGAACAAUGUGCCAUUGACCAUGAUCGUUAGUGGACUUGGCCAUUGAUAUUGGAUGAAAGACACAGUACUAGGUUAUCAACACUGGAUAAGAACAUUGACCAUUUGAGCAUGAUUGUUUCUGGACUUGAAGGAUUGACCAUUGAUAUUGGAUGAAAGACACAGUACUGGUUAUCAACACUGGACAAGAACAUUGACCAUUUGAGCAUGAUUGUUUCUGGACUUGAAAAAUUGACCAUUGAACUGGAUGAAAGACACCCUACUGGCUACCAACUCUGGGCAAUGCAAUGAGAUUUUUGAAAAGUUUAUUUAAUAGAUAAAAUAUUCUAACUUGUAGUGUACAUUUACACCAGUUUCCAAUGUUCCUUGUCUUAAAUGUGUUUAUGAUAUAGCCUACAGUCAAAUCUCUAUUUUUUUAAAUCCAGAUAGUCUUCAUACAGUGACUUUAUCAUCGGCUAUAUUAUUGCACCAAAAAGAAAAUUCCGCUACUUCUACUAAGUUUGAUAUAUUGAGAUAUGAUGAAAUAAUUCUCUUAUUAUUAUAGUGCCACAAUUGAUCAAUCUAGGUCAAUAAAUUUAGCUUGUGGUUCUGUGUCAUGACAGUGUUAAAAUAUAGAUUCAGUAUAAUGUAAAAAUUAUGAUCAUUGUUCUGUUAAAAUACAUUGGAGUACAAGAAGGAUAUACCAUGUGUGUGAUUUCCUUUGAGUCUGCCUGAAUAUAUAUUAGUGCAAUGUAAUAAAACUACCCGUUGGUGUCAACUAUAAAUUAUUUGAAUAAAAUACAAAACAAUGUUUAUUUCCUUUGUCUUUGUUUUAAAGUGAAUAGUUCCAUGCUCUUUCAUAUCAUGUUAUAAAUAAUUAAAACAUUUUUAUGAAAAUGA
This is a messenger RNA of Biomphalaria glabrata, 6697 nucleotides long. RefSeq names its product von Willebrand factor A domain-containing protein 8-like. Gene Ontology annotation, molecular function: ATP hydrolysis activity; ATP binding. NCBI's taxonomy places the organism in Eukaryota, Metazoa, Mollusca, Gastropoda, Planorbidae. The transcript has 45 exons. The record is from RefSeq and is a predicted model, not a curated record. The coding region runs from base 72 to 5732 and encodes 1886 amino acids. Gene Ontology annotation, cellular component: cytoplasm.